Dicrocoelium dendriticum is the source of this 907-nucleotide messenger RNA. NCBI's taxonomy places the organism in Eukaryota, Metazoa, Platyhelminthes, Trematoda, Plagiorchiida, Dicrocoeliidae. The record is from the annotation of a GenBank genome assembly.
AUGCGCCACAAAUUUGCUGGUGGCUAGGGAAAGAUGGGCAAGAUCCUUAGAUGCCGGUAAGCGUCUGGAUGCUGUGUUUGUUGAUUUCAGUAAGGUUUUUGACAAGGUUCCGCAUGAGCGGCUCCUCUUCAAACUCCGUGGAAUCGGCGUCAUUGGCAAUUUUCUUCCUUGGGUCUCCGAUUUCCUGGACGGUCGCAUCAUGCAGGUUAAAGUUAACGAAGCGCUUUCUGAUCAAGUGCUCAUGACCGGUGGGGUCCCACAGGGUUCUGUACUCGGCCCCGAACUCUUCAAUAUAUUUAUCAACGACCUGCCAUCCUAACUGCAGACCGAUUGUUUAAUCUACGCGGAUGAUCUGAAGCUGUGGAUUGAGGUAUCCAGUCUGGAAGAUACAGACAGACUUCAAGCGACACUCGAUCUGCUCCACGAUUGGUCACUAAAGUGACAGUUGCCGUGACAAAUCCGCUGUCCUUCCAAUCGGUGCUCCAGAGCCUUUUGGGGCUCACCAUAUCGGGAGUUUCUCGCUCCGAAAUGUCAACCAAGAGAGGGAUCUCGGGGGUGAUUGUGUCUCCUGAUCUCAAAUCAAUGGAGGACACCAGGAAGAGGGUCGCAUCCGCCUACAGAAUAAUUCACGCUAUACAGAGAGCCUUUUCACGCCUGACUCCAGCACUCUUACUGUUUGCUUCGCAUGUGCGCCCAGUUCUCGAGUACGGAUUGCCUGCUGCGUAUCCUCUCACAAAGUCCGAACGUGACAUGAUCGAGAAGGUUCAACGGCGUGGAUCCAAAUCCUUUCCAGAGUUGUGGGACUUAUCCCCUACGGGUUUAACGGUUGAACCUGUUCCCUUUGGAUUAUCGUCGUCGCCGCGGAGAUCUGAUAUUCACUCGGUGUAUUCUACUAGGUGAGUUGGGG